UGAGAUAUCCCCUCACGCGUGCGUGCGCACGCACACACGCCGCUGCGUAACCUACCAGCUACCCUCCGUUAACCCCAAUCUCGAGCAUCCCUCUCUGAUCCUCGAGACCUCCCAGAAUGCUCUCUCUUCAAUCCCCGCAGGGGCCUAGUCCCCCAGGCGCUGUCGAUGGGCCCGGCGAUGUCAAGCAGCCAAAGCCCAAAACUCUGCCUUGCCGUUUCUGCGAUAAGUGGUUCAGGCGAGUGGAACACGUGCAGAGGCAUGAGAGGACACAUACCAAGGAGAAGCCGUUCGCCUGCACCUGGGACAGCUGUGGAAAGAGUUUUGGCAGAAGGGAUCUCCUCGUCCGCCACGAGAAACUUGUGCAUCUCAAUGAGGGGAACAAAGAUGGCGCUCCAAGCACCACCACACGGCAGAGAAAGGCGUCGACAGCGACGCAGGCGAGCCCAACCAAGAGCCAGCCCGACACCGAUAUGCUCGGUAUGCAAGCACAGCAUUCCCAGCCGCACUUUGCACCAGCUUCCGACACCACGAUGUCUGCUGUGGUCUCCUCUCUCCCCCCAGACUCUCGCAUCGCACCAAGAGCAGCUGCAGCAUGCAAUCUCGAUCUUUUGUCUGACGCGGCGACCCACCUCGCUACAGCUGGUGAUGUGAACAAUAUGCAGGCCAUGAUACCCGACAUAAGCCAGGCACCGCCUACCCUAGGUCGAGUCGACGGCCUGCCAUCAUACAAUGACCCGCCCUUUCCGAUCACCACAGCAUCAUUCCCGGUCACGUCGGCCCCUUUUACCAUGAAUGCGGGACCCCCGCCGCCCCCAUUCGAAAGCUACGACCUCUUCAUGGACGACAUCGGAUCGCAGUCACACUUCUUGCCAGCUGGGGUGGACGCGGAUCAGCCCUUCGGUGUUUGGCCUCGCGGCACGAACUCUGUCUUCCCGUCCCGAUUCCCUUCGCUCGCACCGGAGGCUUCGACAGACGGUGUCAAUCGGCUGCAGGAGGACGGGAUGAAAGCUCCGGCAUGGAGGAUCUCGGCUAAUGACCAUGGGAUCAUCAAGAACCGCCUAGACGAAUUCUCAAGUGUCCUCCCCAACGACUUCGUCUUCCCGUCGCGACAUACCUUGACUCGAUAUCUCGAGGGUUAUAUCAGCGGGUUCCAAGAGCACCUGCCGUUCUUGCAUAUCCCGACACUGUCCCCCACCGAAAUGGCGCCUGAGCUACUUCUUGCAAUCGCCUCGGUGGGUGCACAAUACAGGUUUGAGAGCCACCGCGGCCAUGCUCUCUGGUAUGCCGCAAAGGCAGUUGCUCUAGAGCAGAUUCGAAGGCGUCAUAGCCAUGAGAUCCACACACUGCUGCCCACCCCAGCUGCCUACAGUCCUCAUUCGACACGAGCAUCGCCCAGUUCCGGGUUUCGACACUCCUUCAAUUCCGUGCAUUCAGACCGGCCGAUGACGCAGGAGACUCACCGUGAGCCAUAUUCUCCUAAUACUUUUCAGUCGCGUCUAGAGACCAUUCAGGCACUCCUGUUGUUGUUCUCCGUCGGUCUCUGGGGCGCCAAAGCCAUCCUACAAGAUGCCCUGUCCCUGCAGAGUCAGCUUGCCCUUCUCAUUCGAGACGAGGGCCUGACCCAGGAGCCUACCCAGGUCAAUGAUUGGGAUGCUUGGGUGAAAUACGAAGGGAGCAUCCGGACCAAGCUCAUUGCCUACUGCUACUUCAACCUGUGCAGCAUCGCAUACAACAGCCCACCCGUGUUGGUGACCUCAGAGAUCAAUAUGACACUUCCCAGCCCUUCUAGACUGUGGCGAGCAGAGAACACAUGGCAAUGGCGCGAAGCCAAGCAGUCGAUCCCUCAUUCCAACAUAACCCUCCAAGACGCCCUGACGAGACUUCUCAGUCGACCCAAUGGCGGGUCACUCAGUGAUCUCUCGACAUUGGGAAAUUACGUCAUGAUCCAUGCCUUGAUCCAGCAUAUCUACCUGCUGAAGCAGACCACGUUCGCGCUGCCUCAGAGUCCAUUCAUCGCCGCCGUGGCAUUCGACAAUAGCGGUCUCAGAGAGCAGGAUGUCGACCAGAUCAGCGGUGCACUCCGUAGCUGGCAAAUAGGCUUCGAAGAGCACCGUCUUCGGAUCACGCAAUCUGCCCAGCAGAUGGGCAGUGAGAAUACCCCGGGUGGCCCAGUGGCCUUCGACGCCACGGCACUGUCCCGCCUUGCCCAUAUCCGUCUACAUACCGACCUCAUUCCCGCCCGUGCACUCGAGAGCCGUGAUCCCUAUGUGGCUGCUAGCAUUUUCAACAACAUGCCACUCCUGCCCCGUGGCCAACGUCUCAAUAAGGCCAUCUUGCAAGCAGUGCAUGCACUUUCGAUGCUUGUCAAGGCUGGCAUCAACUACAUUGCCAGGACAAAGUCUCUAGAGUGGAGUAUCCAGCAUUCUCUGUGCAAUCUGGAGUGCGCUGUGCUCCUUGCCAAGUGGCUGAUCACUCUUGCAUCGAUGAGCCCAACCCAGAUCCUGACAACAGAGGAAAAGACCAUCCUGUCCUCUAUCAAGACCAUUGUCGAUGAGACUGAAUAUGCUGUUCCCAUUGACCCGUCUUUGGCUGCAGUCUCUGGGUCUGCUGAGCCAAUUCAGCUGACAACGCAGCAGCAGCACAGAGGUGAAGUGUCGCUCAGUGACUCGGCCAAGUUGCGCCAGCUCGCCUCAGCUGUGCUGCGUAUCUGGGCCAAGACCUUCAAGGGGGACCACAUCUUCGAGCUUGUCAAGACUAUGGGCCUUGGGUUGGAGGUUUACUCCAACAUCCUUGACAAGCCUAGAGACCAAGGCCCCUUGGGGCGAAUGUCCAAUGCAGGUUUGGAGUAGCACAGCCAAUAUGUGAUCAAACUGCCUGACACCAAGAGGAGCAAGACAUGGAGCACCUUUGUCUGCAAGGCAGAGUCGGGUGGAGGGCGACAUCACCAUAAUCAAAGGGGAGAAGGAGGAGAUGACUAGAGGGUUCGUAAUGAAUGACAGGAUCCUAUGUCCAUUGAUGACUCGGUUUUGUGGUGUUUUUUCUUCUUCUGGAAUUUUCACAGUAUCAGUAUGGAAUGACUUGUGUUUGGGAAAGAAGGGCUGGUGGGUAAAAUACCUAAUUGGAACAUUGGCUAGGGGUAGGAAACUGAUGAUUCUAUUAUGCGUGUUUGUUUUUAGGCUCUUUGCUGCCCUCAAAAAGAAUGUCGUUACACCGCCUCUGGCCCCUCUCAUCUGGGACCACUAACACCUAUGGACAUCCAUGCUAUUUAUCCCCAUCAGGUGAAUAGUUAGCAAGAUCAAAUUUGUCAACGUCAUUUAUGUGUG
This is a messenger RNA of Cryphonectria parasitica EP155, 3323 nucleotides long. RefSeq lists its product as uncharacterized. NCBI's taxonomy places the organism in Eukaryota, Fungi, Ascomycota, Sordariomycetes, Diaporthales, Cryphonectriaceae. The transcript has 6 exons. Gene Ontology annotation, cellular component: chromatin. Bases 117 to 2849 code for a protein of 910 amino acids. Gene Ontology annotation, molecular function: RNA polymerase II cis-regulatory region sequence-specific DNA binding; DNA-binding transcription factor activity, RNA polymerase II-specific; zinc ion binding. Gene Ontology annotation, biological process: DNA-templated transcription; regulation of transcription by RNA polymerase II. The record is from RefSeq and is a predicted model, not a curated record.